Parnassius apollo (apollo) is the source of this 1026-nucleotide messenger RNA. NCBI's taxonomy places the organism in Eukaryota, Metazoa, Arthropoda, Insecta, Lepidoptera, Papilionidae. The record is from the annotation of a GenBank genome assembly.
AUGACCACUAAGGCGGAUUUCCCUCGACAGCGUUUGACGUGGAAUGUACAAAUGAAUGAAGAUGUCAUGCGCUAUUACUAUAAAGCAACCAGAUUGGAAGAACAUCUGAUAGGACAUAAGGCCGAGAUGUAUCGACUAUUUGUUCUGAAAUAUCCGGAACUCCGUGAAAGAGUGACAGAACAAAGAGUCAUGGACCAGACACAUCAGAUUCUAUGUACCUGCAAGAUUGUGACGGAAAGGCUGGAGCAACUCAAAGCAAAAGUUGCUAAAGAGCUUUAUCCUGGUCGCGAUGUAUCUGAAAAUAUUAGUGUCCAAGAGGCUACCGUAGAUGCUUCAUCAGAAAUUAUUCCGGAUUCACUUACUGAACUAAGCACCGCACCUUACGAAGAACGAAGGGAAAAAAUGGUAGAGAAUGAAACCUUAGGAAUCCUUAAAGAAGAAUUUGAAAAAGCCUUAAUUGCGUUUUUGGGUACUAACCCCUUAUUACGACCUACCAUUGGGCGCCAAAUUAAUUCAAAAAAGUUGGCAGUCGCGGUCAAUUUGAUGAACACUAUCAUAAUUCCUGAACAUCUAGCGCAAGUUGAAAAUACAUUUGACGCAAUUCAUACGACCACCUAUGCGGCAGGUGUAGCGAUAGUCCGAUCAAUUGGCGGGAAAAUUGGUGAUUCUACAGUGCGGGUUUCUACUCAAAGGAAAACCCCUGCUUGGGAGCGCCGUCUUACCCAUGAAGUAGACACACUUCGUCGCCAAUUAGGCCGCCUAACGCAGUAUAUGCGUGGCAAUAGAACUAAAAAAGUUGUAGCCACAUAUUAUGAGCUUCAGAAGGAUAUAUCUAAGCACACGAAAUACUCUGCAAAGAGCUUACCAGAUCGUCCAAAUUGUAUUCACAAGAAGACAUAUGAAUGUAAUUCAUUAACAAUGAGUGAUUUGAUCGAUUUUCAUACAUGUUUUUACAAACAUAGGGAUAAACGUUCGCAAGAUGCAUUUAUUCUUAAACACAUGACAAUAUCAAAAGUGGCAAGGUAA